This is a messenger RNA of Psammomys obesus (fat sand rat), 3638 nucleotides long. RefSeq names its product guanylate-binding protein 4-like. Gene Ontology annotation, molecular function: GTP binding; GTPase activity. The record is from RefSeq and is a predicted model, not a curated record. Bases 77 to 1960 code for a protein of 627 amino acids. Gene Ontology annotation, biological process: defense response to protozoan; defense response to Gram-positive bacterium. The transcript has 11 exons. Lineage: Eukaryota; Metazoa; Chordata; Mammalia; Rodentia; Muridae.
GGAGGAAUCAGGAGCAGCAGCAAGUCUAAGCGCGCUGAGCCAAGGUGCAGAGAAUCAUUUGCGGAGGCAGGUGACCAUGGCAUCUGGUGCCAGCAUGGAGGCUCCCAUCUGUCUAGUAGAAAAUGAGAAUGAAGAGCUGAGGGUGAACCCCAAAGCAAUAAACAUUCUUGAGAAGGUUACUCAGCCUGUGGUGGUGGUGGCCAUUGUAGGACUGUACCGUACGGGGAAGUCUUACCUGAUGAACCGCUUGGCAGGACAGAACCAUGGCUUCAAUCUGGGUACCACAGUGAGGUCUGAAACUAAGGGCAUCUGGAUGUGGUGUGUUCCUCACCCCAGCAAGCCAGAAUACACACUCGUGCUUCUGGACACGGAAGGGUUAGGUGAUGUGGAAAAGGGUGACCCUAAGAAUGACUCAUGGAUCUUCGCCCUGGCCGUGCUUCUAAGCAGCACCUUGGUCUACAACAGCAUGAGCACCAUCAACCACCAGGCCCUGGAGCAGCUGCACUAUGUAACUGAACUGACAGAGCUGAUCAGGGCAAAAUCCACAGCUAGGUCUGAAGAAAUGGAUGACUCUGAUAGGUUUGUGAGUUUCUUUCCAGACUUCAUCUGGGCUGUUCGAGAUUUCGUUCUAGAGCUGAAGUUAGAUGGACGCGUCAUCACAGAAGAUGAGUACCUGGAGAAUGCCCUGAAGCUCAUCCCAGGCAGGAGUCUCAAAGUCCAAAGUUCUAACAUGCCUAGGGAAUGCAUCAGGCACUUUUUUCCAAAACGAAAGUGUUUUGUCUUUGAUCGACCUAUAAAAGAAAAAGAACUCUUGGUCCACGUUGAGGAAAUUCCAGAAAACCAGUUGGAUCACAAUUUCCAAGUGCAAUCAAAAGUAUUCUGUUCCUACAUCUUCUCCAGUGCAAAGGUCAAGACCUUGAAAGAGGGAAUCAUUGUCAAUGGAAACCGACUGGCGACUCUGGUGACAACCUAUGUGGACGCCAUCAACAGCGGGACUGUGCCGUGUUUGGAGAAUGCGGUGACAACCCUGGCUGAGCGUGAGAACUCCAUAGCUGUGCAGAAGGCAGCUGACCACUACAGUGAGCAGAUGGCCCAGCUAGUGAGGCUCCCCACGGACACGCUCCAGGAGCUGCUGAAUGUGCAUGCAGCCUGCCAGAAGGAAGCCAUCGCUGUCUUCAUGGAGCACUCCUUCAAGGACGAAAACCAGCAAUUCCAGAAGAACUUGGUGGUCACCAUAGAGGAAAAAAAGAAAGACUUCUUGAGACAGAAUGAAGCAGCAUCUCUCAGUCACUGCCAGGCUGAGCUGGAGAAGCUUUCAGAGACCCUGAAGGAGAACAUCUCACGUGGAGCCUUCUCUGUUCCCGGGGGACACAGCCUCUACUUAGAAGCUAGGAAGAAGGUUGAGCAGGACUAUCAGCGGGCGCCCAGGAAGGGAGUUAAGGCAAACCAUGUCCUUCAGAGCUUCCUCCAGUCACAGAUUCCCAUAGAGGACUCCAUCCUGCAGUCAGACAGAGCCCUCACUGAGGGCCAGAAGGCCAUGGAAGCUGAGCGGGCUCAGAAGGAGGUGGCUGAGAAGGAGCAGGAGCUACUAAGGCAGAAACAGAAGGAAAUGCAGCAAGUGAUGGAGGCUCAAGAGAGAACCUACAAGGAAAACAUGGCCCAACUGCAGGAGAAGAUGGAGACAGAAAGGAAGAACAUCCUGAGAGAGCAAGAGGAGAUGCUCAUACACAAAUUGAAGGUCCAAGAAGACAUGCUCAAGGAGGGAUUUGAAAGGAAAUAUGAAGCAAUGGAUUCAGAGAUCAGCCAACUACAAAAAGAGAUUCAAAAAAAUAAGGAUCAGAAUAGCUUAUUGCAUGCACAAAUCUUGGAUGGAUUUGGAAAUGUGUUAGUUUCAGUAUUGCCCGGCACGGGUAAGUUUCUUGGUCUAGGGAUGAAAAUUUUAAGCAGUCAAAUGAGAUAAACAAAGAGUUCUUGUCAUAAAACUGUAAGUUUGGCUCCUUUUUUCCUGAAACUUAUUUUUGAAGUUCGUGUUAUGUAAAUUCAUUUAUUAAAUAUUAAAUUUCAAAAACCAAGAAUACAGGUCACUCUCCACAAACUGAUGGCAAGGCCCCACUGCUAAGGACAACACGUGUCCUCAAAUCAUCAAACAUGGAGAACUAAGCUGAAGCCCAAAGAGUGGGCACCUUACUACCAUCUUUGGCACAGGAAGAUACUCUAUAGGAAAAACAUAAACGCCAGCGUGGUCGAAAACCCUUUGGUCUGCAAUAGUGUCCUGACUGCAAAAUAUGCUAGUGUAGCUGCAGCACAAAACUCCUGAGGACAGCCAGCCAAUAUCUGAUUUGACUUAAGGCCCACUCCACAGGAUGAGACCCAUACCUGACACCGGUUUGGGGGACCAAGAACCCAAGACUAGAUAGCCCAGGGAACCUAGAGUAAAACCAAGUACUACUGUUAUAUUUAAAAAAUAGCAAUAAAAUGACACCUAGUCACAUUCUGCUAUCCUCAUAGAUCAGUGCGUUGCUCAGCCAUCAUUAGGGAAGCUUCCUCCUGCAGCAGAUGGGAACAGAUACAGAGACCUGGAGCCAGAAAUUAUACAGAGAGUGAGAGACUUGGGGACACUCAGCCCUAAAUGGGGCUCCCUCCCCUUGGGGCUCAGGAACGCUAUGAAAGAGGAGGCAGAAAGAGUUUAAGAACCAGAGGGGUUGAAGGACACCAAGAAAACAAGUCACCUCCCCCCUGCCCUUGAGGUUGAAGAAAAGACUCAGAUAUUAAGAACACUGGUGUUGAUAAGAGAUAUUUCUAUUCUCCAGUGCCAUAGAGUUUGUGAUCCUUUGGUUUCCCCAAUAUUGGUUCUCUUACUGAAAAACUUAAAGCAUUGGUAAACCCAGCCAACGUAACCUUCACAGCCUAUGGAGCUGAUGCACAGCUCAUGUCAGCAGCAAAUGGUGAAUGUCAAGCAAUUCACUGAUAAACUCCAGUUGAUCAACCUCCAAUUGAUUGACAUCGCUAAGAGUUUUUGUACAGACCUUCUCCAGCAUUACUGCCGUGGAGUAUGAACCUUGGUCAUAUGAAUUCUAAUGUUUGCAGUGUUAAAAUGUUUGGCAAAUGCACACCAAUGAUACAGACUAAACGAUGUCUCCCUCCUAGAAAAUGUAUGAUUCUUUUAAAUUUUUAUACAUAUAUGUGUGUUAUACAAUUUAGACUAUUCAAGUAACAAACUAACUUGAAAUGUUCAUCUUAGGUAAAGGAGUUUUUGAGAAUUAGUCUCCUGUGCAAACAUUAAAAUACAAACCAUUUAAUUUUAGAUAAUCAGUAUGUCCAGAAUAUUAUUUAAAUAAACCGGUGAGAAGAAUCUUUAUAAACAGGUGUUAAGUGAGAUCAUUUGAUAUGGACUAACUAGGAUGUUAAUAAUGAAAUGAUAUGCUUACGUUUGGAUUUAAAACAAUUUCAAACAGUCACUAGCUAUUUUGGUUUACUUUGAAGAACAUCAACUUACUUCAGUUAUAUAUACCAUCCGAAACGUUUUAUAUGGGAUAAGAAAUAUUCCAUUGAAUUUUUGUGCUGUAAUGUGGGAAAAUGUCCUAUUUUUCACAGUUUCUGUCAAUAUGAAAUAAAGUUCAAUUCUGGCAAAAAUUAAA